AUGAAAAAUCUAGACGUGGUGAUUGUCGGUGGUGGGAUCGGAGGACUUCAGACCGCCCUGGCCCUAGCCGCAGAUGGCCAUAGGGUCACUGUGCUGGAGGCCACGGCCGAAUUUCUUGAAGUAGGUGCCGGGAUUCGCGUCCCCCCCAAUUCUUCUCGUUUGAGCCAGAGCUGGGGCGUCGAUUUCAGCCAUGUGAAAAAGGAGGUGUCCCUGGGCAACAAGUUCGUCGACUGGCGCGGCAACACUCUCCUUGAAUGCCCUUUCGACGACGUCAGGGAAAAGUACGGCUCGCCUUACUACUUUCUCCACCGGGCGGACCUGAUCAAGGCCCUCACGACCGCCGUCGACGCCAACAAGAAGAACAUCACCCUGAGAAUGAACAGCAAGGUGGACAGGUACGAUUUCGACGCGCCGGCAGUGUACCUCGCUUCUUCGGGAGAGCGAAUACAGGCUGACCUGGUUGUUGUUGCGGACGGCAUCAAGUCCGCCGUGAGAGAUGUUGUCAACGGAGCCCCGAUCGAACCGCAAGAUACCGGGGACGUGGCGUAUCGAAUCCUUGUGCCCGUCGAGCCCCUUCUCGCGGACCCUGCCACGGCACGUCUGGUCAGGGAACCUUGGGCCGUCCACUGGAUGGGGCCCGAGGCCCACGCAGUUGGUUAUCCGCUUCGAGGCGGAGAACUGUACAACAUCAUCAUCGACAUCACCCACGACACCGACGUUGGCGCACCGAUAGGUCAAGAAGAAUGGCGCAGCCAGGGCGACAACCGAGAGCUUAUCAGACGGUUUGCGGAUUGGUGCGAGCCCGUCCGCAAGCUGUGCGGCCUGACAGGUGUCUAUCUGAAGUGGAAGCUCGCGGACUUCGACCAGCUGCGGCGAUGGGUUCACCCGAGUGGCAAGGUCGCGUUGUUGGGCGACGCUUGCCACCCAAUGAUGCCUUACAUGGCCCAGGGUGCCGCACAAGCGACAGAGGACGCUGCCACCCUCCAAGCUGCGCUUCGCACUCACGACACACUUCAUGGUGCUUUACUGGCGUACGAGAAACAGCGUAUCCCGCGUGCGGCGUACGUGGCCAAGAACACGCGCAUCCUGCAGGAAUGGCUCCAUCUUUAUGACGGCCCCGAGAGAGAUCGUCGGGAUGAACUCAUGAAGCAUGACGAGGAGUCCAACCCGAUAUUUUGGGCAUACGGCACAAGGAAGGACUGGCUGUUUGGGCAUGAUGCCCAGGUUCUGGCUCCUGAGGAACCAACACCCGAGCUUGCAGGAUUGCCUGUGGAAGACGCGAGAAUUUACACCGGAGCCGUGGGAGACACUGAGCUUCGUAAGAAGUUCCGAGGGAUGCGGGUCACUGUCUAA
Exophiala spinifera is the source of this 1353-nucleotide messenger RNA. RefSeq lists its product as uncharacterized. NCBI's taxonomy places the organism in Eukaryota, Fungi, Ascomycota, Eurotiomycetes, Chaetothyriales, Herpotrichiellaceae. Gene Ontology annotation, biological process: secondary metabolite biosynthetic process. The coding region runs from base 1 to 1353 and encodes 450 amino acids. The transcript is spliced from 2 exons. The record is from RefSeq and is a predicted model, not a curated record. Gene Ontology annotation, molecular function: FAD binding; monooxygenase activity.